UGUGUGUGUGUGUGUGUGUGUGUGUGUGUGUGUGUGUGUGUGUGUGUGUGUGUGAGGGCGGGUCGUAUCGAGCUCCUGUCAUAACACAGCGAUUUUCGGAUGAUGCAGAAAGCAGCGUUAAGUUUUUUUGGUGUUCUUGUGAACAUGGAAUCGUUCUUGCUGGUUUAACUUGACGCGCUUGUCUGCUGUUGUCUCUGGCUGAAGAAAGAUAAUGCAGAGCUUUUGCAGACACGUAUAACUGCGGGAAAUUGUAUUAGCGGUUAAAGGACAUCCUCUAGUUUUUGGGCCAUGCCUCUGAUCAGCCUGGACGAUGAGGAUCAGAGAUGGGUCCCAACCCACGUCAACGUGACGGUCAUUCGGGCCAGGGCGCUGCGGACCAAGGGCAAGCAGGGCAGCCGCUAUUUGUACACCGUUAUGCAGUUGGGGAAGCUAAAGUACACCACGGGACUGGCAGAGAAAUCGACCGAGCCCGAGUGGAAUGAGGAGUGUUCACUGGAGCUGCAGCCCGGCCUGCUGGAGUACGCGGGGGCGCAUCCCCACGGCAGCGGGGAUCUGAUCCUCACCGUCAUGCUCAGAGUGCUCAUAGGACUUGACGUGUUUCUCGGCGAGGCCGUGGUGCCUCUGGACAAGCUGUUUCAGAGUGGGACGUGUCCUAGGAACGAGUGGCUAAAGUUGCACUCUAAAUCUGGAAGGAAGGAGAAGGAGCGAGGAGAAUUGCAGCUUACCAUCCAGUUUACUCGCAAUAAUAUGACAGCUAGCAUGUAUGAUCUGACCGUCCAGGACAAGCCUCGCUCAGCCUUUGGCAAGCUGAAAGACCGUGUCACAGGCAAGAAAAAAGGAGAUGUGGAGUCUUCCUCAGCUAUCCUCCCUGGCCGCUAUGCUGCUCUGUCAGGCUCAACAAGCCAGGCGUUCCAAGAGGAUGGUGGGGUGGGGAACCCAGCACAAGAUGAGUGUACUGACGAAGGCAAGGGCAAGGUGAAGGGCUUCUUUCUGAAGGGAAAGUUGCGAAAGAACUCAGACACACGCUCCUGUUCCUCGUUGGCCUCUGAAAGCAGUAUGGCAUCGUCAGCAGGGGAUCCUUUUGUUCCCAUAGAGCUAUGCAGCACACCUGUCUACAGCAGCAGAGUGGUGGAGCCUUUCCGCACUGACUCAGAUGGUGGAGUAAAGGUGUUUACGGCUCCUAAAGUGAUGACCCACAAGCGUGCACACAGUGACGAGGCCAGUAAGAUCACAGUUGCCGCACGUCAAAAUAUGGCUGUAGAGAGUGUAAAAGGCCAGAACACAGUGCUUUCAAAGUCCACCCUCUGCAUCAAUGGCAGCCAUGUUUACUCUGAACCCAUCUACUCCAAAGGACCCGGGAGUCUGCCAAUCAAGAGAACGCUACUAGAGAAAUGCUCUCCUUUAUCACGCUCAUUGCAGAAUCUUACUCGCCGCAGUGAAGACACCCAGAGGCGCAGCUCCAUUGAUAAGAGCAAAAAGGACCUUGAGGGAGAUGCUGAGGGUUUCUCAGCCCUGGCUAUGGGAGUCAACUCCUCAGAUGGGAAGCCGGUGCAUGCCACUGCCCCUCUGGCGAUGGCUUCUUCCACCUCAGAUGUUGCAGAUAAAGGGAAGAAGCUGAGGAAGACUUUGUUCUCCAGUGGGAGGAGUGACUCUCUCCCAGCCAAACCGGAGCAGGGUCAGGAGGGACGUCUACGUGGAUGGUUCGGUUCCGCUGACAGCCAAAACAAGCCAAGGCUGGGAGUUCCUCCUAAAGUAGAAAGCAGCCCAGAAACAUCCGCUUCCCUCUCUCCCUGCCACUCCACUCAAUCACCACGCUCUCUUCCCCUAGUUUCUGCUACUACAUCAUUUCCUGUUGGUUCAGACUCUAAUCCAUUCUCCCAUCCCUCACCUCCACCAGCCUCCAUCUCCCCUACCAAUCCUUUCCUAACACGACUCCAAAGGAACCCCUUUUUUGAGGAGCUCAUAGCAGAAGAAGCUUUGAAAUCUCCUCCUGCGAUUUCCGAUUGCCAUAACUCUCCAUUCAACCAUUACCCAGCAUUUCCUGGGAGGAUUGGGCUUCCAAGUACUGUUCGUGAUAUCACACCAAACAAAAUGUUUUCUAUAAAGAGAGAGAGGCCACGGAGUGUAGCUAAGCAGAGGUCCCUCCCUGCCUUAACACCAGAGACUACCACUGUGAACUCUAAUAAUGCAAUGCAAGCAAGCCAUCCUUUGUCUGAGAGUAUGGGUGAAUGGGAUGAAUUUGAAGCUUUGGCCACUAGCCGUCUUAAAUCGCCAGUUGGAACUCCCACUCGACCGCUCUCAGCCACAAUCUCUUCUUCACCUUCCAACACUUAUCCAGUUGAAUACUGUAGUACUGAACCAAAAAUGCGGAAUAUAGGUGAUGAAAGAACCUCCAAGGACUAUAAUCUACCUGUUUUAGCAUCACGAAGGCCAAUGAGGACCCCAGUGCCCUUUCAAGAGAGGUGCUCAGACAGCUGGCUAGACCGGGCACAGGAGCUUGCAGUCCAAAAAGAAGCUUGUGUGCUUUUCCAAACAGAUUUAGCUUCAAUACGACAUCGAGAGAGGUAUAGAGAUGCAAACAACAAAGUUUCCCAUUUAGGUAAAGAUUUGCACUGUGCUACUCUGGAGCAGAAUGUGAACAUUUAUCCAACUUCACAUACUGUACAAAUGACCAGAGAUGAAAAUCUGAACACUUUAGAAAAUGGACAAGAGAAAUUUUUCACUGAGAGAGGCCUAAAUUUUGCACUAAAGAAUUCACAAAUUGGGUAUGAACACACACAACAAAACUCCCAGAAUUCUGCAAGUGAUCACACUGUGCCCAGUACUCCAUUUUGCCUCUCAGACUGUGAUACAACUGUGAGUGAAUCAAUGUGCAGUGACUUUCAGGUCCAGAUAAAUCCUGAAUCCUCCUCCGCACCAAAGCCCAUUACUGAUCAACAGAUUAAAAGCAUCAUCACUACUGAAGACAUCACUAAUGAAGAUUCCAAUAACAAUAAUACAAAUGACACUUCUCAGUUUGCUUUUAUUGACUGUGACAGCUCUCAUUCAGAUUUGAACCAGACUACGUUUGGAAUGAUAAACAAAGGCAGUAACAAGGCAUCAACCCAGUGCCCAGUUGCUGCAGAUUUUGAUCCAUCUUCGAUUUUGCCAGUAUGUGGGUUCUCCUCUGUGCCUCCUCAAGAUUUAUUAAACCGAAUGGCAGAGCUAGAAACUCCAGAUACUGUUGUUGUUGCAAGUGCAUUGUCCGACAAUAACCAUUAUGAGAAACCCUGUGACAACUUAGAACAUCACAGCAUCCAGCCACAUUCAAAUAUUACAGUAAGGUUUGAAUCUGAGGAUUCCAAUUACAAAGAUAGCUCUGUAAGUCCAAAAAUAAUUCCCCAGCGAGACAGGAAUGACGGAAAUAUGAUGGCACAGUUUAAACCUGAGGCAACAGAAGACAAUGCAGGCUUCAAUACACCACAUGAAGUUGGAUGCUGUUUGAUUUAUGACAAGAUUAAGACAAAAAAAGAUGAAGUCAUGCCAGAAGCGAAUAGCUUGAAAGUUACUGUUUCAGAGAACUGCAAAAUCAGUGAAUCACCUUCGACUCUCACAGAUGCCAUCAGUUUUGAGGACUUGCAUGCUCGAGUAGCACCGAGAGGCUCACAAAGCCCUUCCAAAACUGAAGUUAGAUCAGCACGCAUUAGAACACAUUCCACUACAAAUUCCCCCAAGUCUGACCCGAGCGCAAAUCUACCAACAGCAAGCUCUAACAUUAGUUUAACCAAACUUUCACUAUCUGUGCCUAAGAGUCCAUCCCCUUCUUUCUUCCAUCCUAAUGUCACUUCUGACCCCAGCCUAUCCUCGCUUAUGCAUUACCCAACCACAAAGCCUGUUUUGGGAAGCACUCUGACCGAGGCCUCGAACACCACCUCCACACCUCAGCUACAGGCUACUGCAAAGCACACACUUUCCCCAGAGGAGGCAGAGCCAGCUAGCAGUCGCCCUCCCGCUGAGGAGAGCAGCCCUCAUCCAGUGAAGCCUCUGACCAGCACAGCAGUGCCGGGAGAGAAGAAAUCAGUGCUGGAGAAACUGCGUUCGUCUAUCCACCCUGGGCGCGCCACACAGCAGAACAUGGCUGAGCCGGAGAAACCACCGGUGUGGAUGACAGAGGCCCACACUCACUACCAGACUCUGAGUAACAUGGAGCUGAUUGCUCUACUGCUGCAACAGGAGAUGGAUGCAGAAAGACAGAGGGCAGAGUCAGAGCUCCAGGCUACACUGUUAGAGAAGCGUGAGGCUGAGGUGAAGAAGCUAAAAGUCCAGGUGCGGGAUCUGGAGGACUACAUUGAUAAGCUGCUGGUGCAGAUCAUGGAGCAAACACCCACCUUGCUGCAAAUUCGUGCCCGGCCAAAAUAGUGUGAGCUUCACCUGUGUGAACUACAGCUGACAUUUUGGACACAUCUGCAAUCCUCAAAGCAGUCACAGUAUUCUCCUGUCCAACAAGAUACAGUCAAGCUUUGCAAACAGCAUUUUGGACAAUACAGGGCCAUUAUUCAACCAGUGGGUUUUUAUUUCAUUUACCAGAAUGUUGCCACUGUAGGUUUUGGUGCAUUGAGGAUCUCAUUGAUUUAAAAACAUUGAGAAGUGUAGUGAAAAUAUAUGUCCAAAAUUCAACUAGUUUCAAUUUGAAUAACAUGUAUUCAUGACGUCUAAGAUUCUUUCGUCAAAACAAAAAAAUUGUCAGGAAAAUUUACCACAAAUUGCAAAUAAACACUGCCUAUAGAGAAGUACUAUUUAUUGCUCUUGUACUCAAGCACUCAAGGAUCAUUUAUUUGUUUCUAACUGGUUAUAAAGGCUUAACUGAACAAAACAUUAAGGGCAGACAUGUACACUAUAUGGCCAAACGUUAAUGGACACCUAACAAUUACAUGCAUUUGUGCUUUUUCAACAUGUUAAAAAACCUCCCUCAACCCUGUUAUAAAACCUCCACUUUUCUUUGAAGGUUUUUCACUAGAUUUUAAUGAAUGGAUUUGCCUAUUCAGACACAAGAGUGUUUGUGAGGGUGACAGUACAGAUAUGAAGAGAAAUAAUAAAGCUACAGCAUAGACAAUCUACAACAGCUGUGUGCUUCCAACAUUUUGUGGCAACAGUUUGGGGAAGGUCCACGUAUAGGAGUAAUGGUCAGGUGUCCACAAAUACUUAUCCAUAUAGUGAAUUUCUGUGAUUUAUCUUUGUGAUCCUUAAGCUUUUAUGAAUUUCAGAUCCUUACCAAUCUUUCCUUGUGUAUCCAGUGUCCUUGCAUGCUAUGACUGACAUGAAAAGCAGACAUGUGUUUUGUUAAUUCUGAUAUCUUCCUGCUUGAAUGGAUUUUGAACUAUCCAGGAUUUUUUUUAGUGAAUCGUUCAUUUAUGUGCUUCCAAGUAUUGAAAUUAAUGAGAUAUUCUCAGGUUGGUCAUCCAAUUACAGAAGGUUAAAUAUACAAAUGUGAAUUCUUUUCUGACCAUCCAACACAUUUUGGAAAUAUUCUGUAAAUAUUGCUACAUAAUACACAGUAUUAUGUAGUGACUUGCUGCCUAAUUCCAGCUUCUUCCAUAAUAUCUUGAACGAAUGAAAGCAUGUUUAUCGUCGCAAUCGUGCACUUAAAACAGAAAAGCGUAUCCUUCAUGUAAGCUGUGCAAUAAUAUGUAAGCUGUGCAAUAAUAUCGGCUAGGCAUCACACAGUUGUUAUAUAUCCCCAUAGCUGCUUGCUGUAAAAGUAGCUAGAUUUGCAAACAUGUAAAGUAAAUUAACCAUUAAGUAACCACGGGAGUUUAAUUUCAGAUUCUUAAAGAAUGUAAUGGUGACGGCUUUUUUUUAAAGACUCCUUAAGUAUCUCAGACAUUCACUGAAUAUUAUUUUGACACAAACACAUUUUAUUUUCAUUUUAUAUACAGCAACACUGCAUCAAUAUCUGUUAGAUGUCUUAAUGUUCAUUUACAUUUCCCCAAAGCUUUUGUCAAGACAUGUUUGCAGAUGCAGUCAGUUUACCUGUAUUGAAGGCUGAUGUUUUACUGUUGUGGGAAGAUUUGUUGAGUAAAUAGUUUUAUACUAAGUUUAUCAGUAAAUGUUUUCAGUUGCUUUUCUCUGUUUAUUGAGAGAAUGUUAAAGAGGUAACGUUAUGGUAAUGUUAUGAGCACUGUGAGAGUUCAUUCUCGAUUUGACAUGUCUACAAAUUAUUUUGUUAUAUAGCUUUUUCCAAAACAUUCCCAUUUGUGUUUUACCAAGACUUAUUUAUUAUAUGUGGUUUCAUUUAAAAAAAUAAAAUAAAGUUGUUAAAAUGUG
Messenger RNA from Tachysurus fulvidraco (yellow catfish), 6303 nucleotides. RefSeq names its product rab11 family-interacting protein 5 (gene rab11fip5b). The coding region runs from base 289 to 4398 and encodes 1369 amino acids. Gene Ontology annotation, biological process: regulated exocytosis. The transcript has 6 exons. Gene Ontology annotation, cellular component: mitochondrion; secretory granule; early endosome. The record is from RefSeq and is a predicted model, not a curated record. Gene Ontology annotation, molecular function: small GTPase binding. Lineage: Eukaryota; Metazoa; Chordata; Actinopteri; Siluriformes; Bagridae.